This is a messenger RNA of Labeo rohita (rohu), 3970 nucleotides long. RefSeq names its product sema domain, immunoglobulin domain (Ig), short basic domain, secreted, (semaphorin) 3Fb (gene sema3fb). Gene Ontology annotation, molecular function: semaphorin receptor binding; chemorepellent activity. The record is from RefSeq and is a predicted model, not a curated record. Gene Ontology annotation, biological process: semaphorin-plexin signaling pathway; neural crest cell migration; positive regulation of cell migration. Lineage: Eukaryota; Metazoa; Chordata; Actinopteri; Cypriniformes; Cyprinidae. Bases 383 to 2746 code for a protein of 787 amino acids. The transcript is spliced from 19 exons.
AUGAGUGCGGGCAGAAGUGCGCUUGUGUUUGGAGAUAUUCAGACGGGCAGUCACGGCGCCGAAGCAGUUUACGGAGUUGUCAGGUGGCUUUUACGCUUCUCGAACGAGUCUUAGCUCGGUACCAAGCGGGAUUUUAUAACAACUGUACCAGAUGAACACUGUAAUAGAGAAGAAGAAGCACACCGCGCUCAGGUGUUCAGAGAGAUAAGGACUGGACCUCACUAUUAUCUGCAGGACCUGGGACGUACGAACAUAAACCAGAACUCACACAUAUUAACUGGAUUCACCUCAUUGAGUUGAGCUCAAAGUUGCUUCUGGACAGUUUGGAGCAAGCAGUGACCUCUUCAGUUGUGUCUUUCUGACUUCUGACAACGGAUGCACCAUGCUGUUGAACAGUCCAUGGUCAGUCCAGGUUCUCCUGGCUCUAUCUGUUCUGACAUUGGGUUCAGACAGCGAACCUCAGAACGCCCCUCGGGUCUUCUUGUCCUUCAAAGAUCUGAGGUCUACAGGUACAGCCCAUCACUUCUCUUUCCUGUUGAACACAUCAGACUAUCGCAUCUUGCGCAUGGAUGAGGAUCACGACCGCAUGUAUGUGGGCAGCAAAGACUACAUCCUGUCCCUGGACCUCCAUGACAUCAACCGAGAACCACUCAUAAUACACUGGCCUGUUUCCCUACAGAGGAAGACGGAGUGUGUUUUAAGUGGCAAAGACACAAACGGCGAGUGUGGUAAUUUCAUCCGUCUGAUCGAGCCGUGGAACAGGACGCACUUGUACGUGUGCGGGACGGGCGCCUACAACCCAGUGUGCACUUACGUCAACAGAGGACGCAAGCCUAUGACCGCCAUGCAUCUCCAGAUGCCCCAGACCAGAGGAAGAGCUAGUCGUGCAGCUGAACCUGAAACAGUGUUUGAUGAGACAGGACUACAGGAAUACGUCUUCCAUCUGGAGCCCGGCAAGGAGGAUUCUGGGAAGGGAAAGUGCCCGUAUGAUCCAAAACUGAAUAGUGUCUCCGCAUUGAUUAAUGGAGAACUGUAUGCCGGGGUGUAUAUAGAUUUCAUGGGAACAGACUCUGCUAUUUUCCGAACUUUGGGGAAAAAUGCAGUCAUGCGUACUGACCAGUACAACUCAAGAUGGCUGAAUGACCCCUCAUUUGUCCAUGUGCACCUUAUCCCUGACAGCAACGAAAAAAACGAUGACAAACUCUACUUUUUCUUCCGUGAGAAGUCUUCCGAGAUGGGCCAGAGCCCCAAAUCGCAGUCACGCAUCGGCCGAAUCUGCCUGAACGAUGACGGCGGUCACUGCUGCUUGGUCAACAAGUGGAGCACCUUCCUGAAAGCCCGUCUCAUCUGCUCGGUCCCAGGAGCCGAUGGGAUUGAAACGCAUUUCGACGAGCUCAGGGAUGUGUACAUACAGCCCACGCAGGAUACUAAAAAUCCCGUCAUUUAUGGGGUCUUCUCUGUGUCUGGCUCUGUAUUUAAAGGCUCAGCAGUUUGCGUUUACUCCAUGGCGGAUAUUCGGAUGGUGUUCAAUGGACCUUUUGCCCACAAAGAAGGUCCCAAUUAUCAGUGGGUGGCCUACACUGGAAAAAUCCCAUACCCUCGUCCAGGAACAUGUCCUGGUGGGACUUUCACCCCCAACAUGAAGUCCACGAAAGACUACCCUGACGAGGUCAUCAACUUCAUGCGGAACCAUCCUACUAUGUACAAUGCUGUGUAUCCGGUGCACAAACGCCCCCUGGUGGUCAGGACCAACGUAGACUAUGAGUUCACAACCAUCACUGUGGACCAGGUGACUGCAGCCGACGGCAACUAUGAAGUGCUCUUCCUGGGUACAGAUAAAGGUACAGUACAGAAGGUGAUCGUCCUGCCCAGAGAUGACUUGCAGACAGAGGAACUAGUGCUGGAGGAAGUGGAAGUCUUUAAGGUGCCUACUCCUAUCACAACUAUGAAGAUUUCUUCAAAACGGCAACAACUAUAUGUGGCGUCAGAGGUUGGUGUGACUCAUCUGGCCCUGCACAGGUGUGAUGUCUAUGGCGAGGCCUGCGCAGAUUGCUGCUUGGCCCGGGACCCUUAUUGUGCCUGGGACGGCAAGUCCUGUUCUCGGUACUCUGCCUCACAAAAGAGACGCAGUCGACGACAGGAUGUGAAAUACGGGAAUCCCAUACGGCAAUGCAGAGGAUACAAUUCCAACACCAAUAAGAACACGCUAGAGACGGUGCAGUACGGGGUAGAGGGCAGCAGCACGUUUUUGGAGUGCCAGGCCAGAUCGCCACACGCCGCCAUCAAAUGGCACCUCCACCGAGACAACAGCGAUAGGAGGAGAGAGGUACGCACCGAUGGGCGCGUGUUGAAGACAGAUCAAGGCUUACUACUGCGUUCCCUCCAGUCCUCGGACUCCGGCAUCUACAUCUGCACAGCCACAGAGAAGAACUUCAAGCACACCUUGGUCAAACUUCAGCUGGUGGUCUUGACCAACCAGGCAGUCAACAACAUCCUGGUGGAAACGGGCCGUCCGGCAGCUUCCUCGCUCCAGUCCAGCGCCUGGACCCCCAGCGCCGGACAAUACAAAGACCUUCUGACCAUCCUCAGUCAGCCUGAGAUGGGCCUCAUAAACCAGUACUGCCAGGACUAUUGGCAAUAUGGAGACCCGCUGACGGGGGUCAUCAAGGCCAAAGACCUCAAAGAGCUGAAGGAACAGAAGAAACCGCGGAAUCGCAGACAUCACGGGGACGAAGAGGAGACAUGAGGGGGUUUCUGUCCCCACGGUCCUAUAGGAAAGACUUCUAAAAGAGUAAAACCUAAAAAAAAAAAAAAAAAAAAAAAAGAAAGAAAAAAAAGAGAGAGAGAAAAACUUCCAGCAAGUGAAACCGAACUUUGCAAGCAACAAACGGAAUUCCCUUUUAACACAUAAAGAUGAUAUCAUACACAGUAUUUAUUGUAGGUUGUAUAUAGUACCAUUCUGUGGAUUUCUUUGUACUUAAAUAGAAAAAUGAAUGCUCUUUGUGUAUAAGUACCUAACGGGCAAAUAUUAUUGUAAUAUUAUUUUUAUUGUCACAACUGCAAACGAAACAAAACAAAUCUCCAAUUUCCAUCUUCCGGGCAUUGACGACUCGUAUAUAUUGACAUAAACUCAUAGACUAUGAACUAUGUUGAACUGAGAUGGGUAAGGAAAGAGCGACUGGGGACGAAUCUUCCCCCUGGACUCUUCACACAGAAAGACAUUCGGAAAAAGGCGGGGCAGGAGACGCUGACAUCAUAAUGCUCCUCACCACUAGUCCCACCCCUAAGUGCAUUCUGGUCCCUCAUUGGUUACAAUGAUACACCAGCUCAUAUUGUCUUCCUAAUGUCACUCUAUAUGCACAACACCUCUGUUUUCAUUGCACAAAUGUUUAAGGUAAUCAAGUUUCAUGGCACAAUUUUUUUUGUGACUGGACUCGAUCAAGUUUUGACUAAUGUAAAACAGCUGCUGAGGGCUCUUAGUAAGCUAUUAUUGUUUUUUUAUGCCACUUUUGAAAAGACUAAAAGCACAAACCAACUCGCAUCGUGAUGAUGUCAUGAAUGCACAAAUGGGAAAGCAUGUCCAGAUCAUAUUUCACUCAUUAAAAGUUAAUGGCAUUUUUUUUAAAUCAUUAUUUUUAAUUUAUUUUACUUGACAUAACAGAAUUAGACAAAUACUAAUAUUAUUUAAAUAUUACGUCUACAAUUUAAAUAAUCUUUUCUUCUCAUAAAAGUGAGAAUGAGAUUUUUUUUUUGUUAUUAUAAUAGAUUUAAGGAGAGAAAUGUUAAUGCAAAACUGUUGAUGGUACUAAAAACAAGGACUUGUUAAGCAAUAAUUAUAUAUAUAAUUCCACACAUAUUUACAUAUAUAAAUACAGGGGUGAAAUAUGAUCUGGUACUGUUUUGUGAGAUUCAGCACAUAGCCUAAAUAUGAAUUUAGAUAAACUGGUGAAGGCUACAACAUGAUAUAAAA